Molecule: messenger RNA, 5607 nt
Organism: Apodemus sylvaticus (European woodmouse)
Lineage: Eukaryota; Metazoa; Chordata; Mammalia; Rodentia; Muridae
Gene: Pan3
Product: poly(A) specific ribonuclease subunit PAN3
Exons: 19
Coding region: 127-2778 (883 amino acids)
Biological process (GO): mRNA processing; protein phosphorylation; nuclear-transcribed mRNA poly(A) tail shortening
Cellular component (GO): P-body; PAN complex
Molecular function (GO): metal ion binding; poly(A) binding; ATP binding
Source: RefSeq, a predicted model, not a curated record
CCCGGGCGGCUCCGGCUCCCUCUGCGGGCCCAACCCGCCCGCCCGGCUUCCAUCCGGCUCCGGCGGCGGCUGCUUCCCGCCCUCGUCUAUGGUGGCGACGGCGGGGGACGCGGCUGCGGCGUGGCCAUGAACAGUGGCGGCGGCCUUCCGCCCCCCUCGGCCGCUGCCUCCCCAUCGUCCUCCUCGCUGGCGGCGGCCGUGGCGGUCGCGGUCGCGGCCUCGUCGGGCGUCGGGGGCGUCCCCGGCGGGCCGGCUGCGGGUGUGAAGCUCAAGUACUGCCGCUACUACGCCAAGGACAAGACGUGCUUCUACGGAGAGGAGUGUCAGUUCCUGCACGAGGACCCGGCCUCCGGCGCGGCCCCGGGGCUCGGCCUCCAUAGCAACAGCGUCCCGCUGGCUCUGGCGGCCGCGUCGGGGGCCGGCUUUCCUCCUGGAGCGCUCCCGGGCGGGGGAGCGGGGCCGCCCGCGGGGCCCAAGAAGCCGGAGCUGGGCGUCCCGGGGGCCGCGACAGCGGGCGGCGGACUCGAUGGACCGCGGGUGGCGAUUCCUGGAAUGGAUGGAGGUGCUUUAACUGACACAAGUCUCACAGAUUCCUAUUUCAGCACCAGCUUUAUUGGAGUCAAUGGAUUUGGAAGCCCUGUAGAAACAAAGUAUCCCUUAAUGCAGAGAAUGACUAGUAGUAGCAGCUCCCCAAGCCUUCUAAAUGACAGUGCCAAGCCAUACACAGGCCACGAUCCUCUGACUUCAUCUGCUUCAUCCUUGUUUAAUGACUUCGGUGCCCUCAGCAUCUCCCAGAGAAGGAAGCCAAGGAAGUAUCGCCUGGGGAUGCUGGAGGAGAGGCUAGUUCCGAUGGGAUCAAAGGCACGAAAAGCAAAGAACCCUAUUGGCUGCCUUGCUGACAGGUGUAAAUCAGGAGUACCCAUCAAUAUGGUUUGGUGGAACAGAAUCACAGAAAACAAUUUACAGACACCAAAUCCUACUGCAAGCGAAUUUAUACCUAAAGGAGGAUCAACCUCCAGGCUGAGUAACGUGUCCCAGUCAAAUAUGUCUGCCUUCUCUCAAGUUUUCUCUCACCCAUCCAUGGGAAGUCCUGCUACUGCUGGAUUAGCACCAGGAAUGUCACUGUCUGCUGGAUCUUCCCCUCUCCAUUCCCCCAAAAUUACUCCACACACAUCUCCUGCUCCCAGAAGAAGAAGCCACACUCCAAACCCAGCGAGUUUCAUGGUGCCGCCUAGUGCCUCCACUCCUGCCAAUAACCCUGUUCCUCAGACUGCGUCCUCUGGUCAGGUGAUCCAGAAGGAGACUGUCGGGGGGACGACUUACUUCUAUACAGACACAACUCCAGCACCUUUGACUGGAAUGGUAUUUCCAAACUAUCAUAUUUAUCCUCCAACUGCACCUCAUGUUGCUUAUAUGCAACCAAAAGCAAAUGCACCUUCCUUCUUUAUGGCUGACGAGCUCCGACAGGAGCUGAUCAACAGACAUUUAAUAACAAUGGCUCAAAUUGAUCAAGCAGAUAUGCCAGCAGUCCCCACAGAAGUUGACAGCUACCAUAGCCUGUUCCCUCUAGAACCACUGCCACCCCCCAACCGGAUACAGAAAUCAAGUAAUUUUGGAUAUAUCACAUCUUGCUACAAAGCUGUAAAUAGCAAAGAUGAUCUGCCAUAUUGCCUUCGGAGGAUACAUGGUUUUCGUCUUGUUAACACAAAGUGCAUGGUGUUGGUUGAUAUGUGGAAAAAAAUUCAGCAUUCAAAUAUUGUAACUCUCCGUGAAGUGUUUACCACUAAAGCAUUUGCCGAGCCCUCUCUUGUGUUCGCGUAUGAUUUCCAUGCUGGAGGAGAAACUAUGAUGAGCAGACACUUUAAUGACCCAAAUUCUGAUGCCUACUUCACAAAGAGAAAGUGGGGCCAGCAUGACGGACCACUGCCCAGGCAGCAUGCUGGAUUGUUACCAGAGUCUCUCAUCUGGGCAUAUAUCGUCCAGCUGAGUUCUGCUCUGCGUACCAUUCACACAGCAGGUUUAGCAUGUAGAGUAAUGGACCCAACGAAGAUUCUGAUAACCAGCAAAACAAGGUUACGAGUAAAUUGUGUAGGAGUUUUUGAUGUUUUAACAUUUGAUAACAGUCAAAAUAAUAAUCCUUUGGCGUUAAUGGCUCAGUACCAGCAAGCAGAUCUGAUAUCAUUAGGAAAAGUUGUGUUGGCUUUGGCUUGCAACUCUUUGGCAGGAAUUCAGCGAGAAAAUUUACAGAAAGCCAUGGAAUUGGUGACAAUCAACUACUCCUCUGACCUGAAGAACCUCAUCUUGUACUUGUUGACUGACCAAAACAGGAUGCGGAGUGUGAAUGACAUCAUGCCCAUGAUUGGCGCUCGGUUUUACACUCAAUUGGAUGCUGCUCAGAUGAGAAAUGAUGUUAUCGAGGAAGACCUUGCUAAGGAGGUUCAAAACGGAAGACUGUUUAGGCUUCUAGCAAAAUUGGGAACAAUCAACGAGAGGCCGGAGUUCCAGAAGGAUCCCACCUGGUCAGAGACUGGAGACCGGUAUCUGCUGAAACUCUUUCGGGAUCAUCUUUUUCAUCAAGUGACAGAAGCAGGUGCUCCCUGGAUUGACCUCAGUCACAUCAUUUCUUGUCUUAACAAGCUAGAUGCUGGUGUGCCAGAAAAAAUAAGCCUGAUUUCCAGGGACGAGAAGAGUGUGCUGGUGGUGACAUACAGUGACCUAAAACGCUGCUUUGAAAAUACCUUUCAAGAACUGAUUGCGGCUGCAAAUGGUCAGUUGUAGUAUUUGCUAAAAAUGUUGACAGGGCAUGGUGACGGCCGAGCCUAUAGCCAGUUUGCACCACGGCUGAACUGUCCUCUGUCUCCUGCCGCAGGGGAGUGAGCAGGAAGGAGUGAAGCCGCUCGCUCCCUCACUGGCUCGCCCUGGGGUCAGGUGCACUGUUACUUGAGAGAAAGAAUGUCUCAUUUUGUAUGCAUUCUGGCUGCCACAGGCCUCCGAAGAAUUUAUUCAGACUAAGGUCACCUUUCUUGAAUGAUGCUCCUGCUUCAGGUUUUCCACUUGUGUAUGCACUAAUUUUAAUUUUUUAAAGACUUUUUUUUUCUGAUCUUUGACCUCUUGCCACAUUGUGUACUUACUAAAGGAACUAUUUGCAAGGACAUUGGGAAACAAAAAGGGGGCAGCUGUUUGCCACUGAGAGAUGCAGAAUUUGCUCUUGGGGGAUGGGCCAGGUCAGUAGUUCAUAGAAAUGCCAUGCAGGGCAUAGUCCUUACAAGUAUUGUAUGUAGACUCCAUAUGCCACCCACUGUUAGCUCAAAUUGAGGCUUGUAUUGUGUUUAAGAACAGGCAAAGAGAAGUGUCGUUGAGUUGUCAGAUAUGAACUCCAUAUGCCACCCACUGUUAGCUCAAAUUGAGGCUUGUAUUGUGUUUAAGAACAGGCAAAGAGAAGUGUCGUUGAGUUGUCAGAUAUGAUUUCCCCUAUUUGUUGAUUUAAAUCCUUUUCCAGGUAACGAUCGGAACAGUAACUGACGGAGCAGGCACUGCUCUUCUCCAGGUUCAUCCAGAGGCUUCUUCAGAGAGGCGUCUGUCUGCCUGCCAGUCAGACACACUUAUAUGACGUAAUUCUUAAUAGCAAAAUGAAAUCCUGCUGAAGGCCUAAAAGUUGAGGAGUUAUAUUACUUUAGGGUCUUUCCAGCUUGCUUUUUUUUUGUCUUUGAACGUCAGCUUUAUAAUGGUACUUUACACUGGAUACAGACUCAGACACUGUCAGCAGGUGGGCUGAGCGCAGCAGUGGCCUGAUGCUUUGCGGCCUGGCUCUGGAGGACACUUUCCUGCUGUGCCUUUGCACUCACCGCUUAACCCAAAGUAACAGGACUUUUGAUAAAACUCACCCUGUAGGGCCGGUCGUCUGAGGAGGCCAUCUCAAAAGCUGCAGUUUUCCUCCUUGGAACUUUCUUACUAUUUGGACGUGCAGUUGUCGCCAAACUCAAGUAUUUGUAGGAUUUGUGGUCACUUCGAUACUGAAGACUGCCAAAUACAUUGGGAUUUUCUGUUAAACAGCUGCCAUGAAGACGUCAUCUCCUUCCCAGUGCCAAGUGCUCAGCAUGCACUGGGUGUGCACCCCAUAACUGGGAAGAAAAUGUGGGGAUUCGGAGGGUCAGGACAGACUCCAAGCACUUGCAACUGAUGUUACUGUCUUCAUUUUUAACAAGUAUGCGUAUUUGUAUAUUUCAGAGAAGUUUUUAACAUUUCUCUGUCCACUUUUUAUAAGCUUUAAAAUGAUUUUUCUCUGCCUUGAAAUUUGCAUCAAGAAAAAGCACCUCUCUUCACUGAAAGCUUUGAGGACUAGAGACACACUUCACACGUCUAAUAAGCACGUCUGCAUCCACGAGUGGUAGCAUCAGUUGUUAACGAGAGAAUCAAUUAUUGCAUUUGAUCUGGAUGGAUUUUAAAAGAACAUAAUGUUCAAUAUUCAAAGGAUAAUGAACAUUUGCCACCAUGAUGUUCCUUUUAUUUAAAGGGAGCAAGAACUUUCAGUGUAACACGCAAAAGUCUUUAUCAUUAGCUCAUGUAUUUGAGGAAGAGCAGCUGUCUUUUUAUAUGUUUUUUGACAAAUCAUAUUGUAAUUCUUUUGUACAAAAAAGAACUACUUGUAUUCUAGAAGAAAUAUGAAAUGCUUAAUUUAUAAGCGGGCUGGAGAUUUUUUUCCAAUAUUGUUUUCUUUGAAAAUGAAAGGGGAUCAUCUAUUUUAGUUUUGGGGGCCUGGGAACUUUUUGAAAAUUUUCAUUUGUGGACCAAUGUUAUGUGAAUGCUAAAGAAGGGCAGGGGUAAAAUAGGGCUUGAAUCUCUCGUUCUGCAUAGACCAGCAAACUGCCCUCUGCAAGGCAGGUUCAUAUCACAAACCCCAGAGUGUCUGCAUCAGCAAUGCUAGUUUGCUUCAGCCCCUAGUAACCUCAGGACUUGGUUUGGGUAUAAAAGGUAGUCAGCUGAAAGUUUUCAUAAGUAAAUAUUGUCAGCCAGAAAACAGGUGGUGUCAGGUGAUGCAUAUUUUUUAGCUUUGUUUUAUAUUUAUUUUUCAUUUCAUUUUCAUUGGGAAUGGUUUUCAAAAGAACUCUUGAGUUCUGCUUUGAUGGGUUUCUUUCAUUUUUUUCCCUGUUUUUUGUUUUUGUUUUUCUUUUUUUUCUGGGAGCCCUCUUUUCCACAGUGUAGACCCAAAUAGGUUGUCUGAAAGUUACUAUUUAGUGCAUAGGAAGAGUUUAAUAUCUGAUCAAAUGAAGGAUGUGAACUCACCAUAACUUCCUGUUAUGACAGACACAACACGGAAAGGAGAACCCUUGAAAUCAUGUCGCGUUGCUCACUUCAGCUGUGUGCCCAUCUCCAAUCCUGCCAGUGUAAUUACUUCACGGCAGAUACCUUUGAGGGUGCCCCUGUAUUCUGCUUUGACCUUGGUUCUGUCAUUUGGAUAGCAACAUGUCUCUAAAUUUUUGUCUCUAAAAAGCACCAGUAUGUUUAAGUUCUAAUGUCACAAUCCCAGUACCUGUUGGUCAUCUUUAACCCUGUUUUCAGUCUCUAUGUGUAUAGCAGUAUUUUUUAAUAAAGAAUUGCAGAGAUAAA